Molecule: messenger RNA, 907 nt
Organism: Solanum tuberosum (potato)
Lineage: Eukaryota; Viridiplantae; Streptophyta; Magnoliopsida; Solanales; Solanaceae
Product: homeobox-leucine zipper protein ATHB-40-like
Exons: 3
Coding region: 136-765 (209 amino acids)
Biological process (GO): positive regulation of DNA-templated transcription
Cellular component (GO): nucleus
Molecular function (GO): DNA-binding transcription factor activity, RNA polymerase II-specific; sequence-specific DNA binding
Source: RefSeq, a predicted model, not a curated record
CUUAAUUAGACAACAAACACCUUAUUCUCUACAUCCCUCUAGCUUUUAUAAUAACUAAAACUAAAAGUCCUCACUGCUGUACUCUUUCUCACAUUUAUCCACUUUCAUUUUUGCAUCAGAAAGCAAAAAAGUAACAUGAAUAAUGAUGAUCAAAUGUUACACAUUUCUCAGUACUAUUCUGGUAUCUAUACUCAACAGUUAACUCAACAAGGAGAGGGUAAACCGAAGAGGAGAAGAAAGAAGAACAAAGGAGAUGAUGUAAACGGGGCGAUGAUGAUGAUGAUGAGGAAGAGGAAACUAAGUGACGAACAAGUGAAUUUGCUCGAACAAAGUUUUGGACAUGAACACAAAUUGGAGUCGGAGAGGAAAGACAAACUUGCCUCGGAGCUAGGUCUAGACCCGAGGCAAGUAACUGUGUGGUUCCAAAACAGAAGGGCUCGAUGGAAGAGCAAGAAGUUAGAGGAAGAAUACUCUAAGUUGAAGAAUGAACAUGAGACUAAUAUUGUUGACAAAUGUCGUCUUGAAAAUGAGGUAUUGAAGCUAAAGGAACAGAUGUGUGAAGCGGAGAAGGAGAUACAACGGCUAUUGACAGAGCGAUCCGACGGCGUUUCGAUCAAUAGCCCAACAACUUCAUCACUCUCAAUGGAAGCAGCCAUGGAUCCUCCUUUUCUAGGGGAGUUUGGGUUUGAUAAUAGUUUUUAUGGGCCUAGUCAUGAAGGAUUGGAAUGGGUUAAUAACCUGUACAAUAUGCCAUAUCAUAUGUGACCUAAUCACUAGCUAGUAGUAAUAUUUUAUGUGUGUAUACAUUAAUGAUCUUUUCUCCUUUGUAUUAUUAGUGUGUAUUAUUAUAUUGUUAGUAAAAUGACUAGCAAGAUAUGGAAUAUAUAUAUAACUUUGCUUUUGAGUA